This is a messenger RNA of Gracilinanus agilis (Agile Gracile Mouse Opossum), 813 nucleotides long. It is a transcript of the gene CALB2, whose product is annotated as calbindin 2. Lineage: Eukaryota; Metazoa; Chordata; Mammalia; Didelphimorphia; Didelphidae. Gene Ontology annotation, cellular component: dendrite; nucleus; synapse. Gene Ontology annotation, biological process: regulation of presynaptic cytosolic calcium ion concentration; regulation of long-term synaptic potentiation. Gene Ontology annotation, molecular function: calcium ion binding. The transcript is spliced from 11 exons. The record is from RefSeq and is a predicted model, not a curated record. Bases 1 to 813 code for a protein of 270 amino acids.
AUGGCAGGACAGCAGCAGCCUCCUUACCUGCACUUGGCCGAGGUGACGGCGUCCCAGUUCCUGGACAUUUGGAAGCACUUUGAUGCUGACGGAAAUGGAUACAUUGAAGGAAAAGAACUAGAAAAUUUCUUCCAAGAAUUGGAAAAGGCAAGAAAAGGAGCUGGCAUGGACUCAAAGACUGGCAACUUUGGGGAGAAGAUGAAGGAGUUCAUGCAGAAGUAUGACAAGAACUCAGAUGGAAAAAUUGAGAUGGCAGAGCUGGCUCAGAUCCUGCCUACAGAGGAAAACUUCCUGCUAUGCUUCAGGCAACAUGUGGGCUCCAGUGCAGAAUUCAUGGAGGCUUGGCGGAAAUAUGACACUGACAGAAGUGGCUACAUCGAAGCCAAUGAACUCAAGGGAUUCCUGUCAGAUCUGCUGAAGAAAGCUAACCGGCCCUAUGAUGAGCCCAAGCUCCAAGAGUAUACACAGACCAUACUGCGUAUGUUUGACUUAAAUGGAGAUGGUAAAUUGGGCCUCUCAGAGAUGUCCCGACUGUUGCCUGUACAGGAAAAUUUUCUCCUUAAAUUUCAGGGCAUGAAGCUGACUUCAGAAGAGUUCAAUGCGAUCUUCACAUUUUAUGACAAGGACGGGAGUGGCUACAUUGACGAGAAUGAACUGGACGCCCUUCUGAAGGAUCUGUAUGAGAAAAACAAGAAGGAAAUGAAUAUCCAGAACCUCACAAGCUACAGAAAGAGUGUUAUGUCUUUGGCUGAAGCUGGGAAGCUCUACCGCAAGGACCUGGAGAUUGUGCUCUGUAGUGAGCCCCCCAUGUAA